GUUUCAACGAGCUCCUAAUCCGUCCGCUCAUUUUACCCCCUGUCAUUUACCCAUUGCAACUUGUUCCUGUCGUUGUUGAUUCCGCCGGCGUGGAGGCACUCAGGGAUCGAUGGCCACAAUCGACCGACAGAAAGCCUCCCAAAGCAACUCGACAACUGCGUUUGUAACUGCUCUCGCAGUCAAUGCUGGUCUUUUGGCUGCUGAAGUUGGCGUUUUCCUGAUCCUCAAGACCAAACUUUGGAGAGUUUACAGCCCACGCGCGUAUCUGCCACCGCCAGAUAAACGAGCCGAUGAGUUACCUGGAGGUCUCUGGAGAUGGUUCCCCGCACUGCUGAGGUCACCGACGAAAGAGAUUAUUCAGAAGAACGGACUUGACGCAUAUAUGUUUUUGCGCUUCAUCAAGCUCCUUGUCUGGAUUUUUCUCGCUUUCACCAUCGUGACCUUUCUUGUCAUCAUCCCCGCCGACGCAGUCAACAUCCAGAGCACCCUUACCGGGGUAGAGAGGAUAUCAUGGAGCAAUAUUGUGGACCCUCGCGACCAACACCGCUUCGCUGCCCAUGUCAUAGUGGUCUAUGUGCUCACCGCAUUCGUGGUCUACAUGAUCCAUCGAGAGAUGCACCACUUCGUUCAACUCCGUCACCAAUUCCUUCUCAGCCCGUCGCACUCUAAGCUGGCUCAGUCUCGUACUGUUCUCAUCACCUCUAUCCCAGAAGAACUGGGGAACGAGCAAGACAUUAAAACUUUUGCAAGUUUUGUACCCGGAGGAGUUGACAGGGUCUGGCUGUACCGUGAUACGAAGACCCUAAACGAGCUGUUCGAAAGGCGGCAAGAGCUAUGCGAGCUACUGGAAGCCGCUGAGUCUGCAUUGCUGAAGCAAGCGACUAAGGCGUGGAGGAAGCGGGUCAAGGCCCACGCUAAGGCCCAGAGAAAGAAGCCGAGGGAUGUUGAACACAACCCGACCGAGUUGGCGAAACCUGAACCUUCGAUAGAAUUGCUUCAGGAUUUGGUCCCUCCUCACAAGCGUCCUAUGCAUAGAACCGGUCUCCUUCGACUUGUGGGGACCAAGGUAGACACCAUCAACUGGUGCAAGGAAGAGAUUGCGAAAAUUAAUGUCAGCAUCGCCGAACUACGCAAAGACAACUCGGAGCACAAAUGGAUGGAUGCACAUCCCAAGGAUAUUGUGUGGAACAACCUGGAUGAUGGCGCUCUCGAGAUGAAAGGGCGAUAUAUCACAUCUUGGAUGGCUACUGUUGGCUUGAUCAUUGCCUGGACUUUCCCUGUGUCCUUCAUUGGUACCCUGAGUAACCUGGGAGAGCUUUGCACUGACGUCAAGUGGUUGGCAUGGGUUUGCGACCUGCCCGACGUUGUCCGCGGUCUCAUCGAGGGUGUCCUCCCUCCCGGUCUCUUGGCCGUUCUGUUCGCCCUUCUUCCAUUCAUCCUCCAAGCACUCGCGUGGUAUGAGUGCAUCGCCCGAUAUUCUCUGAUUUCCGUCAGCGUCUACAAGCGCUUCUACUUCUUCCUCUUAAUCCAUGGUUUCCUCGUCGUGACGUUGACAUCCGGUCUUACCAAUGUUACCCAGGGAUUGGCUGGUGCCGGUAACGCACUCGCUCAGUUUGUGCCUUUGAUCCUUCACUACGUUCGCAAGUGGUUCUUGGGACGAACCCCACGACAGGCUUAUGCUGUGACCUUCAUGAUGCCAGCCGCUGAUUUUGGCGUAGUUUUGCCUCGGCUGUCACUGCUGGCUACCAUCGCCUUCGCCUACAGCGUGUUGUCCCCCUUGAUCAACCUUUUGGCUUUGCUCAGCUUUGGCAUGUUCUACAUCGCCUGGAAGUUCCUUUUUGUGCAAGUCUUUGAUCAACCUGACGAGACGGAGACCGGUGGAAUGUAUUUCCCGAUGGCUGUUGGAAAUCUCUUCGUUGGCCUUUACAUUGAGCAUAUCUGUCUGGCCGCCCUCUUCUUUAUGCGUGCCCCAGACGAGGGAGCAGGGGCUGUUGUAAAGGCCAUAUUUAUGCUGGUCCUUUUGGGACUCACGGCGGUCGCUCAGCUCUUUAUGUCGAAUUCCUUUGACCACUUGAUUCAUUACUUGCCAAUGUCACUGGCGACCAAGAAGAUGGCGAAGAAGUUCGAGAAGGAGAAGAGGAGACGUACGGGAACUAUGCUUCCUGAAGACAACGAAGAGGAACUUGACUUGUUCAGUCGUUCAAGAAUCAGAAGCGUCCGGCGGCGAGUCAAGAAGACCGUUGAGGAGAUCAAGGGCAGGUCGUCCGACGAUAGUGCCAAGGCGCCGCUCGCGGACGGUGCAGCGGAAAUGGCGGCGGUUACAUCCCUGGAAAUGCUUGAAAGGCACAUGGGUGGCGAACUGCAACGCCAGAAAACCAACGACUCAACCCAUUCACAACACUCAAACCAUUCUAAUAGGUCAAACAGAUCCGAUAAUAAACCCAAAGUUGUCUUCGACGCGCCAGCGCCGCGCGUAACAAUGUCCGACGACUCUGACGAUUCGGAUGAAGAGGCUGCUGAUGACCACGCCUUCGACCACCCUUCGACAUACCAAGAGCAAGCAUGGAUCUGGAUUCCCAAAGAUCCCCUGGGUCUCAGUGAAGUUUUGGCGAAAGACUUGCGUUCUGCGGGAGUAGAUGCCAGCGAUGUCGGCGCCUUCAUGGACGAGCAUGGUGUUGUGGAGGUUCGCCGCAAUCCUCCAGAUGAAGAAUGGGCUGGUGGCCAUGAUGCCUAA
Molecule: messenger RNA, 2734 nt
Organism: Coprinopsis cinerea okayama7#130
Lineage: Eukaryota; Fungi; Basidiomycota; Agaricomycetes; Agaricales; Psathyrellaceae
Product: DUF221 family protein
Exons: 19
Coding region: 110-2734 (874 amino acids)
Cellular component (GO): plasma membrane
Molecular function (GO): calcium-activated cation channel activity
Source: RefSeq, a predicted model, not a curated record